UCUCGAUGGCCGAACUUCUUUCAAGAUCUACCGUAGCACCUUCGCAGAUCACCUCGCACUUUGCGUCCCAAAAGAGUAAUUCUCGCAACAAUGAGCACCUAUCAACCCACCUCUUUCAGCUACAUAGCCCCGCGCUAAAAUAUUCCCUUAAUUACAAUUCCCCUGACUUCACCUCUCUAUAUAAUAUUCUCCCUUCCCAACCUCAACCCCUUCAAAAUCCCCCUCAACCUAAACCCACCCACACACCUUUCACUCUUCAGUCCACCUCCCCAAUCACUCCACAAUGUGCCUCCUCCUCCUCCUCCUAAAGUGUUUCAAGAAACCCGACAAAUCAUCCGACACCGCCACGCAUCCACAUCCACAGAUGCAGCACGCUUACGCUCAACCACCGCCAUCCAGCGUUCCACCCCCGCGAUCGCGACUGCAACGCCGGAAAUACGAGGACGAUGUUAGGCAGUAUGGUCCAGCGGUUGCGCAGGCGAAUUGGGAGCGAAGGAGGGAGGCGGCGAUGAAGGCUUUGGGGGGAGGCGGGUG
This is a messenger RNA of Mytilinidion resinicola, 534 nucleotides long. RefSeq lists its product as uncharacterized. NCBI's taxonomy places the organism in Eukaryota, Fungi, Ascomycota, Dothideomycetes, Mytilinidiales, Mytilinidiaceae. The transcript has a single exon. Bases 6 to 308 code for a protein of 100 amino acids. The record is from RefSeq and is a predicted model, not a curated record.